AUGAAUUAUUCCAACAAACAGCACUCAAACGACAGACCUAGACUACCUAUUUAUCUCAAUUUGCGAGAUUCGCCCCAAAAUAUGAACCAGGAGAGUAUUUUUGCGCGUCUAGCCAAAAAGCAUAAAAAAAAGCCUGAGGUUCCUGUUGUGAGCUUAGACGAUGAUGAGAGCAGCAUUCAAGGUAGUGUUGAAAACAGAGAAGUAAAUACAGAAGAGACAGUAGUUUCCACGGAGGAAGAUGAGAUUUAUAUAAUUAGUGAUACAGAAGACGGAGAAAUAUGUGAUACAGGAAAGGCAUCAAAUGAUUCUGAGAUGUCCAGAAAUACCUCAAUGGAUAAUUUAGCUGACGCUGAUCAACCAAUGUCAUUAAGUGAUGGAGAUUCUUCAAGUAGUUCGGAACUAGAGGUUAUAGAGCUAACUGACUCAGACGAUGAAAGCACAGACGAAGUGUUAGUUGUCAAAGAAGUGGUAUCACCACAAGGAGAUAUGACAUCAGCGAGAAAAACAAAUUUGAAUAAGUAUUGUGAACCUUCUUUGGAUACGGGAUUUUCUAGAGGUUGUUAUAAAGAUUUCAAAGUACACCCGCGACUGUGGCGGAUUGCUCAGGAUUUACCUGUUGAUAUUGAUUCAUCUGUGAUAAAGAUAUGCUCUUAUAAUGUUCUCUGUCAGUUGACGAUCGAAACAACGCGGCAUCUCUACAAGCAUGCUCGAAAUACUCCUGAUGUCAUGAAAUGGAAGAACAGAUGGCAACUUAUGCAAAAAGAAAUUGAGCGUAUUGACGCAGACGUUUUUUGCUUCCAAGAGGUUCAGUACGAUCACUUCAGUUCCCACUUCAAUCCUCUGUUAGCAGGCUGUGGCUAUGGAGGAUUUUACAAAAGAAAAACAGGAGAAUGUGUCGAUGGUUGUGCCAUAUUUUAUAAGAAGUCCGUUUUCAAGUCUAUCAAAUAUCGUGUCGUUGAAUAUUUUGUCAAAGACAAUAGUGAAAUGGACAGACCUCAAAUAGCACAAAUAUUGCGGUUACGAUGUCUCAAAAAUGGCCAAGACGUAAUUAUCGCGAAUACUCACAUUCUUUUCAACAAUCAAAGAGGAGAUAUCAAGAUCGGUCAGCUUGCGCUUUUGUUCGCAAACAUCCAUGACGAAAUGAGAAAUGGGGAAGCACCUUUGAUUCUCAUGGGUGAUUUCAAUAUGGAAGCAUAUUCAUAUGUGUAUCGUUUCAUCACGGAGGCAUCUCUUUUCCUGAAAGGACUUCCGAGAAACGAGCUCUCCGGACAAGGUAAAACUGGAGGACCUACUGUAGAUGCAGAUUACAUCUUACCCAAGGAAUGUCAAGUACUGAGAGAUUGUAUGUACAAAGAUGAUGGAAAUAGAGAUAUUCCGAAAGAUACAUUCACACAUCCUCUACAGUUGGCUUCGGUGUACAAUCAUGUGAACAGCAAUAACUUGAAGGAUGUGUCAACUGCUCAUAUUGAAAAUGCUAAUCCGGAUUUCAUUUUCUACACCAUCAAAAGAAAAGUCCGAGUUGGUAAUACUUGUCAAGUUUACGAAGAUACACGAUUACGGUUACUGAAAUACCUUACAUUACCUGAUGCUGAUGUCAUCCAAAACACAUUAGGGCCAUGGCCCAACAAGCAUGUCCCUUCUGAUCACAUUCCCGUCAUAGCCGAAUUUUUAUUGUCUUACACGAAGUGA
This is a messenger RNA of Auanema sp. JU1783, 1689 nucleotides long. NCBI's taxonomy places the organism in Eukaryota, Metazoa, Nematoda, Chromadorea, Rhabditida, Rhabditidae. The record is from the annotation of a GenBank genome assembly.